AUGGAAUGCUUCUUAACUGAAACUACAACUUUAUUUAUAGCUAUUUUGAAGUGUAGAUUGUACAGAAGUCAACAGUACUAAACAGGCUAAAACCAAACUAUCAUUUUCCACAAGGCUGUUUGUUUUCAUGAGUUUCUGCUACAGCUUCAUCAUCGGAUGGAGGUGAAUGGGCUAUCAAACAGCAAAAUGGAUCUCUGUUAUGAUGCUUUGAAUGGAUCCUGUGGGAAAUAUGUAAGACCAUACGGCAUCCACAGUCUGAUGCUCAUCGCCAUGAUGUUGACCACUAUUGUGACCAUCAUUGGGAAUCUACUGGUCAUCAUCUCCAUUGGACAUUUCAAGCAACUUCACACACCAACAAACCAGCUGAUUCUGUCUCUCGCCCUUUGUGACUUUCUCCUCGGGCUGUUUGUCAUGCCGUUGAGCGCCGUCCGUUCCAUGCAGGGCUGUUGGUACUUUGGUGAUUUCUUAUGUAAGUUACACACAUGCAUUGACAUGACUCUCAGCACCGCUUCGAUUUUCCACCUCGUGAGUGUGUCUGCCGAACGUUGUUGUGCUGUGUGCUGCCCAUUAACCUAUCAUUAUCGCUUCGGUUUUCCAACAGUGCUGUUAAUGAUCUCUAUCAGCUGGUUGAUUCCUGCCAUAUUCUCUUACAUGAGUACCUUCCUCGAACUCAACCUUCAAGGUGACAGGGACUUCUACGAAACACACGUACGCUGUGUGGGAGGGUGCCAUGUCUUCUUUGGUCCCGGUCCGGCCGUAGUCACCUCCCUUUUUUCUUUCUACGUUCCUGGUCUCAUCAUUAUUGGCAUUUAUUCUCGAAUAUACAUGAUUGCGCGAAACCAAGCAAAAUCUAUUAGUCUUCAGCUGAACCAGCUUAGGAGAGUUUAUCCAUCGGAAGGCACACAACGUCGGGCACAGAAGGCUACGAUAACGAUUGCUAUCAUAGUUGGAGUUUUCCUGGUUUGCUGGACUCCUUUUUUCCUCUGUAACAUCAUGAAUCCUUUUAUUGGCUACACAAUAUCACCAGUGUUGAUCGAUGCACUUGUUUGGUUUGGCUAUGUCAAUUCUACCUUAAAUCCUUUCAUUUAUGCAUUCAUGCAUUCUUGGUUCAGAAAAGCUGUGAGGAUUAUAGUAACUGGAGAAAUAUUUAAAAACAAUAGCUGCAGAAAACAGUUAUACUCAUAACUAAGGCCUAAUUCAGAAUAGCAUAGCAUACUAUUGAUCAGUUAGACCAAUUGUUUCACUAAAUGAUUAAUCUGCUGGCCAGAACUUUGUAAAUGCAACCAAAAAUCAGCCAUGCCUUCCUAAAACAUGUUCAAACAUGCCCCCACAUAUCUACAUCCAUGAGUGGGAAGAUAUCCAUAAUACUGUCCGAAUGUACUGUAUAUGCAUAGAAAGAAGGCAUAACUUUGAUUCUCACUGUAGUAUUGUUGCUACUGCCAUGUCAUGAAGACUCUGUGUUUCAUUAUGAAAGUCAAACAACUUUGUUUGGUCUUCCAAAAGAGGACACAACUAGAAAUCAGGGGUUACGUUUUAUUUAGAAAAGUGUUCCAGAACAGUACAACCCAAAUAUUCAAGUAUGUGCAGCAUAUUUUACAGAGGAAAGUUUCCUGAUCCUGAUAAGGGGUGAAACAUUUCCAUCACAUGCUUGAGGUUUCCGGCCAAUCAAAAUGGACUGGAUAACUUGCCCAUCAGAGCACACUGUGAUAAGUUAAAAAAAAAAAAUAAUUCUGUCCGUCUCCCUAAUGACAAAAAGCUAAGCUCUGUAGGGCAUUAUAGGUAAACAGGUUGGCUGUGAUAAUAAUGUGACAGGACACAGCUAAUGAGCUUCAUGCACGGCAUAAGUGCUAAGCAGGUGAGCGCUGGUUAUUAACACCUUUGAUUAGUCCAACUGCUCUGAGAGUCACUCUGAUAAAAUGGAGUAUGAUAACAAGUCUCAUGGCUCCAAGACAUUAAUGAGGUGUGUGUGACCGAGAGCUGUGUUUUUUUCUUCUAAAAGUUAAGAAAUACUCAGUCCAGUGCAGAAAUUUGCAUUUACUGUAGUUGCAGUUAUAUAGUUUAAUUACUUUUAAAAGCAAUUUAAAGACAUUAACAGUUUGAAGUUGUAAGUUUAAUAGAUAGAAUAUUUCAAAAGGGGUGUGUGAAGUUCUUUUCCAUAUUUUAAAAUUGAAAUAGCCUUUUCUAUUGUCUAACACUAAAAACAAAUAAUAAUUGUAUAACACUGUUAAAUUAAACUUCAGAAUACACAUUGUCCUACUGUUGUUUAUAAUGUUGUGAUGCCUGAAUUCACUUGUAUAAUCAAAAACAAUGUUUAGACAAAAUUGUAUAGAAUUUUAAUAUUAAGCACUUGGUUUCCAGCCAU
Messenger RNA from Carassius gibelio (silver crucian carp), 2362 nucleotides. RefSeq names its product trace amine-associated receptor 1-like. The transcript has a single exon. Gene Ontology annotation, cellular component: membrane. Gene Ontology annotation, molecular function: trace-amine receptor activity. The coding region runs from base 157 to 1185 and encodes 342 amino acids. The record is from RefSeq and is a predicted model, not a curated record. Lineage: Eukaryota; Metazoa; Chordata; Actinopteri; Cypriniformes; Cyprinidae. Gene Ontology annotation, biological process: adenylate cyclase-activating adrenergic receptor signaling pathway.